AAACCUGCAGGCAUUAGUUUCACUUUCUCUUUCAGGUUCCUACUGUGACUAUAAAAGCACACACACACACCACAGCUCACAGAGCUGUCUCCCAGCCCUUCUCUGAGAGUCCAGUUGGUGUGCAAGUCCACAAGACAGCAGAGUUAGAAGACAGGAUUCUGAGGAGCCUGUCCUGGUGAGAACCCAGAGAACUGCUGCCACCUUCACAGCAACCAUGGGAGAGAUUGCUGGCAGUGAUCUGGUCAAGGAGAAUUUGAUUCAGCUGAGGUGUCACUUCACAUGGCAUCUGCUUUUGGAAGACAUCGACAUACCUGAUUUGGAAAUGAGGAUCUCUGAUGAGCUUGAAUUCCUAGAUAUCAAAAACACAGUGAGGAUGCUCAACCUCAGGGCCUAUGUGAAACACCUGAAAGGAGAGGAUGAGGAAGCACUUCAGAACUUGAAAGAAGCAGAAGCCAUGAUCCAGGAAGAGCAUUUUGGCCAGAGAAGCUUGGUGACCUGGGGCAACUGUGCCUGGGUGCAUUACUACAUGGGCAGCUUGGCAAAAGCCCAGACCUACCUGGACAAGGUGGAAAACACAUGCAAGGAAUUGGGCAGUCCCUACCGCUAUAGUAUGGAGUGUUCCGAGAUGGUCAAUGAGCAUGGUUGGGCCUUGUUGAAGUGUGGAAGACAGAAUUAUAUAGGAGCCAUGACCUGCUUUGAAAUGGCUCUGACAAUGGAGCCUGAAAACCCUGAAUACAACCUUGGCUAUGCACUUGUAGCCUAUCACAUAGACUUUGAAGACAAUAAUAUCCCUCUAGAAUUCCUAAGGAAGGCUGUCAGGUUAAAUCCAGAAGAUCUGAAUAUUAAAGUGUACCUUGCACUGAAGCUUCAGGAUAUAGGAUUAGCAGCUGAAGCAGAAUCAUACAUUGAAGAAGCCCUCAGUAGCACAUCCUGCCAACACUACACAUUUCGCUCUAUAGCCAAGUAUUACCGAAGGAAAGGCUGCAUAGACAAGGCUCUCCCUCUGCUACACAGGGCCUUGCAGGCGUCACCUUCCUCUGGCUACCUGCAUUACCAGCUAGGGCUCUGCUACCAUAGACAAGUGAUGCAACUGAGGACAUCCACUGAUAAGCCGGCCCAAAGGCAGGCUGCACAACAGGCCAUUCUUGAAUUUCAAGAGGCUGUGAAACUCAGGCCUAGAUUUGAGAUGGCUUAUGUUUGCAUGGCAGAAGUUCAAGCAGAAAUCGGCCAACAUGAAGAAGCAGAGGCAAAUUUCCAGAAGGCGCUGAACAUGAAGGAACUGUACAGGAAUCUUGAGUGUCACAAAGAGCAGGAUAUUCAUUUACGCUAUGGCCUUUACCAAGACUUUCAUCGGAAAUCAGAGGAUGAGGCUAUCAGCCAGUACUUAACAGGUCUUAGUCUGAAUGAAGAAAACUUUGUCUGGAGGAAACUACUCAAAGCUUUGGAGGAAGUGGCCACAAGACGUGUUCGCCAGAAUGUUCGACUUGUGGAGAGCACCAGCUUGCUUGGGUUAGUCCACAAACUGAAAGGGGAUAGGAAGGAAGCCCUGCAGUUCUAUGAGAAGGCUCUGAGGCUCACUGGGGAAAUGAACCCUGAGUUCUGA
Molecule: messenger RNA, 1603 nt
Organism: Peromyscus maniculatus bairdii (prairie deer mouse)
Lineage: Eukaryota; Metazoa; Chordata; Mammalia; Rodentia; Cricetidae
Source: RefSeq, a predicted model, not a curated record